This is a messenger RNA of Danaus plexippus (monarch butterfly), 1231 nucleotides long. RefSeq names its product general odorant-binding protein 99a (gene Obp4). The transcript is spliced from 5 exons. Bases 281 to 727 code for a protein of 148 amino acids. NCBI's taxonomy places the organism in Eukaryota, Metazoa, Arthropoda, Insecta, Lepidoptera, Nymphalidae. Gene Ontology annotation, biological process: sensory perception of smell. Gene Ontology annotation, molecular function: odorant binding. The record is from RefSeq and is a predicted model, not a curated record.
AAUAUGUAAAUCAAUUAUUGUUAAAUAAAAUUUACCCAAACAAAUGUAGCCAUCGAAUAUCCCUACAUACGUAUCAGUUUCUAAAUAACGUGUGUGCACCAAUAGCUUUUUAUUUUACAUUUUUGUCAUUAUGAUGUGAAGUCAUUCUGAACGUCCAGCGAUGAGCCAGAAUUAAAAUAUCAUUACCUCAAAAUAUAUUUUAAUUAUAUGUCUUUGUGAUUUCUAUAAAAUAAUUUCCUUGUCAAACUAGUGUUAGUGUCCAUUUUGGAAUUGAAUAAAAAUGUCUGUUUUUAAAAUUUUUAUUUUCAUAUGUGUUUUUGUUGGAUUAGCCUUGGCUAGAAGCGACCAUGACAUGAAGAAAUGGUUUCUUGAACUAACCGUGGAGUGCAGCAAAGAACAUCCCGUCACCAAGGAAGAAAUACAAAUGCUCAAAGACCAUAAAAUUCCCGACAACAAGAACGUUAAAUGUCUGAUGGGAUGUGUCUUCCGAAAAAUUGGAUGGUUGGACGAUAACGGAAUGUUUAGCUUCAACAAUGCCUACAAGACGUCUGAAGAAGAAUAUCCUGAUGAUAAGACUAAAUUGGAAAAGGCGAAAAACCUUUAUUCUUUGUGUGAAAAAGUGAACACUGCAGAAGUCAGCGAUGGCAAAGAGGGAUGUGAGAGGUCAUCGCUUUUAGCCAAAUGUUUAAUAGAAAAUUCUUCUAAGAUGGGCUUUGUGGUUCAAUGAGCGUUUCGUCAGUAUUUGGCAAUGACAGAUUACAUAAAUUCUGGAUAAGAUAUUAGUGUAUUUCACAUUUUUUUGUAAUUUUGCACUUCAUAGCAAGUUAAUUAAAGAACAAAAUAUAUUGAUGGCAAACUCAUCUUCUUACAAAAAAAAAAUAAAAAAUUAUCGUUUAUAUUUAUUUAUUCUUUAAAUGUUUCUAAUGUAUUUAAAAUAAAAAUAAAUAAAUUAUACAUAUUAAAUUUUAAAAACCCCUUCGUAUUAUUUGUCACUUAAAGAAUAUACUGGCAUGCGUGAGGGGGUUGAUCGAAUAAGAUAGCUAAGAACCACCGCAGGGAUACAUUUGACUGACUUGCCAUUAAAAGCAACUAAAUCGAUCGAUCGAAUCGAUCGAAAACGAAUUUGCACUUAACACCUCUCUUUUUAAAUCAGAGUUUAAAAAAAAAGUCUGAGCAAAUCCGACAAAAAUAUACUAAUAAAAAGACUAACUAUAAAUAAUAAUUUACUUAC